Messenger RNA from Octopus sinensis (East Asian common octopus), 579 nucleotides. RefSeq lists its product as uncharacterized. Lineage: Eukaryota; Metazoa; Mollusca; Cephalopoda; Octopoda; Octopodidae. The transcript has a single exon. The record is from RefSeq and is a predicted model, not a curated record. Bases 1 to 579 code for a protein of 192 amino acids.
AUGAGACGGUUUGGCAGAGACGUUAAGGAAUCGGACAGAAAGCGCUUCGUAGAAUCUGAGUUCGAAUCUCGAGUAGAGCGAUUUAAAAUGAGACGGUUUGGCAGAGACGUUGGAGAGUCGGGCAGAAAGCGCUUCGUACAAUCUGAGUUCGAAUCUCGCGUAGAGCGAUUUAAAAUGAGACGGUUUGGCAGAGACGUUGGAGAGUCGGGCAGAAAGCGCUUCGUACAAUCUGAGUUCGAAUCUCGCGUAGAGCGAUUUAAAAUGAGCCGGUUUGGCAGAGAUGCUAGAGAGUCGGAGAGAAAGCGCUUCGUACAAUCUGAGUUCGAAUCACGAGUAGAGCGAUUUAAAAUGAGACGGUUUGGCAGAGACGUUAGAGAGUCGGACAGAAAGCGCUUCGUACAAUCUGAGUUCGAAUCUCGAGUAGAGCGAUUUAAAAUGAGACGGUUUGGCAGAGACGUUAGAGAGUCGGACAGAAAGCGCUUCGUACAAUCUGAGUUCGAAUCUCGAGUAGAGCGAUUUAAAAUGAGACGGUUUGGCAGAGACGUUAGAGAGUCGGACAGAAAGCGCUUCGUACAAUGA